CUGCUUUCUCUCCACAUCAAUGAUUACUACAUCUAAAGCUGAUGUAGUCAAGCAAAGCAACAAUGUUCCUUUGGGACUACAUUUGCCUACUUUUUUGAGUGGCUGCUGUAUUUGGAAUAUAGAAGAGCUAUGCUUUCUACCUUUUCUUCACUUGGGAUUCAACAUUUUUUCAGCAAUGAAAACAAAUAAACUAGACAAUCAGGAAAUAAGUGGAACUAAAUGACUUAAAUGAGUUGAUUUCUGGUAAGUGUUUUUGUACUUUUAAAAUAAUAAAUGGUGUCAAUAAGACAUGUGUCCUACUGUAAGUAGAAGCAUGUGAAUGAUACAAUUCAGAAAUGAGUUAGAGGACACAUUUUAUACAUAAAUAUAUACCUGCAUAUUCUCUGCACUGGAGGAAUGAAGCCUUUUUAAAGCAAACUCCACCUCCAGGAGUCAAAAGAGAGGAAGAUUCUCAGAACAAACUGAACAUUAUCCAGUGAGGCUGUCCAUGGUCUAGAUUCUGCCAUCAUGAGACCGGAUGACAUUAACCCCCGGACUGGAUUGGUAGUGGCGUUUUGCAGCAUCUUCUUGGUUUUUGGGUUUAUGUUUACAGUCUCGGGAAUAAAGGGUGAGAUGUUGGGAGAUAUUCCCUUGUUGGUCAUUGGGUUAGCUCUAUUCUUGCCUGGAAUUGGUGCAAUCAUGUUGGCGAAAAAGACUGAAGGUUGUACACAUUGCCCGUGUUACUCACAGUGUUGUCGCAGGAAAAAAGGAAAGAAUAAGGAAGACUCAGAGUUGUUGGAAGUCCCUUGGGACCUGGAAUCUGGGAAAGGGGGCUGUGAUGACAUGGACAAAGAUAGGCAUCCAAGAUCAGGGGAGGACUCUGUUUCCACAACAACCACUGUUGGGGAAUCCCGGAGUCUGAUCCGAAGGGUGGACCAAGAAGAGGUGAUACGUUACCUUGAGGCUUGCUAUCCUUCCAGUGUCUUCACCAGGGUCCGGGAUGUCACCUCUUACUGUGUCCUAGAUCACAUGUGUGCCCCCAGAGACAGCGUUGCCUACAUUGCUGCUCGUAACAGUGUGGUAUAUCUGCCUAGAGACAGCAUUGUGGUAUACACACACAGGGACAGCACUCCCUAUGGAGGGUACUGCUGCUUCAUCAACCCAGGGGAUUUCAGCUGGAGCCACGAGACUUUUGUCUGACUGCAGUUUCAGGGAAUAUGACCCUCUCUAUGAUUUGCAUUGCAUGAAACGCUUUGAUACAGGUUUAAACAAUGGAAUGUGAUUGGUGCUUGGCCUUCCCUUUAAUUAUAUUCCUUAAGUGAGGGGUUAUACAAAUGUGGAUGUUUACGGACUUCUUCUAUUAAUAGUUCCUCAAAGUCCUGAUGGUUACCAGCAUACAACCACGCAGCAAAUGCUGACAUUUUCAACAUCAUCCUGUGAUGAUAUUUUGGAGCUUUAUAUUUAAUUGGGAACUGAGCUUAAUGAAACCUAAUUCUGUGUUAAAAUAGUCCAAAAUCUUCACUCCACCUUAAAACACUUAACUUGCAUUUGUUUAUGGAAAGAAACAAACAGAUUUAACCUCUUAUCUGCCAGACCACAAGGAAAUGUCACCCUCUCCAAGCUUCAAAGGAACUUGAUUAAUUUACUAUACUGGAAAGAGACUUCCUGGAACAAGGAAUUUGAAAGGAUUGGCAUUUUAAGGGUUAAUGGGCAACAGCGACAUCUAGUGGAUAAAGCGGUGAUAGUAUCAAUGAUCUGAGAUAAAAGAAACUUGAUAUGUCUAAAAAAGAUAGUUGCUGUUAUUUUGUAUUAAAUCUAUUACGAUAUAAAUGUACAUGGGUAUGAAAUGUUCUUGUAUGUAAAACCAUAACACUGGGAGUAUUAUAGAUGUUGGAAAACAGUCAUAUAAGUGUUUUAUACAGCUAUUUUACUACAAACACUCAAAUGUUUAGUAUGUACCGAACGCGUAUUUCAUGGUGAAGAUUAAACUAAAUGCGUAGUUAAUUCUAAGAUACUCAGAAAGAGUUAUCUUACUAUGAGAGUUUUGGUUUUAAACAUGCUUUCCUCAAUGCUUGUAAGAAUGCUAAUUUAGGUGUGGUCAUAAAUACCAUCUUAUUUGAAAUCCUCCUAACACAGAGUCCGAUGGCGGUACGUUCGUCCUCUUUAUCUAAUUGACCAAUCCUAAGAGGUUGCCAAGAACUUCUCUGAUUGGUUAUCCUAAAUGCAUUCAAGCUUGUGUUUAUCCUAUUUUCUCGGUGCUGUCUCCCAUCCAAAAGGUGCUUUCUCACUCAUCCAGGAUGUUCUCACUCAUCCAUCCAAGAUGUGAUCACUUCAAAGAACGUGCCCUCUUCAGCAAAGGUACUCGCUGCAAACAUCCUACAAAGAAGUCUACGUCACAGCCUGAGUGAAGUACCCGUUGCCAUGGAAACUAGUGAUGGGAAAAAUGAAACCUCCUGAACCACUGAAUCAUUUGAUUCACAAAAAGAUUCACUGAGCCGAAGCACAUGAAGUGCUUCGUGCUGUUUGGUGCCAUCUCUUAGUAGAUCUGCACAACUCAAUGAGAGUAAAGACAGCCCCCUGUCUCCAGAGAGAAUGCAUUUAGUAAAGUGGACAACUGCACUAAUGCUCAGAGAAGGCAAUGUGUUAUAUAGUGACAUUUCAUAUACUUCUGACAUAGCAAUUGCAUUUUUAAUUUUCUCAGUUAACUAGGCAUCUAUAAUUUAAACAAUAGUUUCAGUGUAAAGCAACAUUUUAGUGCUUUUUCUAAAGACUGAGCUUGGACGUUGUUUUUAUUGAAAUUGCCUGGAAUAUUUAUUUUACAUAUAAACCACACAUGUGAUUAACCAAUAAAACCUUUUUAAAUAAUCACAUUAGGAAUAUAAGUGUUGUUCAAUCAAAAACAAGGUCUUGUCGUUUGAAAUAAAAGACGGCAUAAUUUGAUGAGGCUUCAGCAACCGUAAUCAGUGUGUAAAAUGGUGUGAUAAGCAGAUUAUUUUGACUCAUGCUUACAAGCAGAUUCUUUGGUGGCGCAUGUAGUAUAGCUCUAGCUAUAAAGUAGAGAGAUGGAAAAUAGUGGGUUUGAAUCCAUGCUGUUUCAAUUUUUAAAGAAAUUGUGUACUCUGUAUCCUUUAUACAUGGAUAAUAGAUCAGAGGAUUGAAAUGGGGCGGUACUCACCGGUACAGAGUAAAACAGCAAUAACAUUAUUAUUUUUUUGUUUGUUUUUUUAAUGUCAAAUAUUUGAGUCAUGCCACUUCUGCAUUUAAAACAUCUGAGUAGCACUUUAAUUCUUAUCACUGAUUAUCUGUCUGUUUUCUUUUCAAAACUGUCAGCUGCAUUUAUGUGACAGUUGUUACAUUGUUGUCCAAGCAGCAGUUGCAAGGUUUACGUCACAGCAGAGCAUAAACUGCAACUCCCAGAGUGUAUUGCAAAACAGAGCGGGAGAAUUUAUUUUGAAUGGUCCAGGUCAAGUUGUGAUUAGACGCAGUACUGAUUAGACGAGAUGAGCUGGACAGGGAGAGAGGGAAAGAGAGACAGCUGGACAGGGUGACUGAGAGAGCUGGACAGGGAGACAGACAGAGAGAGAGCGAGAGUGAGAGAGAGAUAGAGGUGGGCAGGGAGUCUAAGAGUACUGUGAGUACCGCCAAGCACUGGAAAAUACGUAAAUGUUUAUGAAAUAUAAAACAAAAAGCAGCAUCUUGAUGAAAAAAAGUUCCUUUCAACUUGACUGAAACACCACACUGUGAGCACCAUUGCCAAGUACGUAUUGGGUUAACAAAAUUAAUUUCCUUCCUAUCAGCUACUGCUAAACACCAUUCGUUGGUCACAUGACCUAGUGGUUCACACGAACCACAUGACUCUUUGCUUCAUAACACUGCUUGCUUCAAUUGGUUCAUGUGGGGUUGAAUCAGCUGAGGCCUCAGUCUCAUCACUAAAGGAAACCGUCUGAUACAAUCUUCCAAGCAACGUGGCUGCCUACCUGAAUGAAACGUGGACGAGAUCCAGUACUUUAUUCUAGAAAUUGUCGGGUUUUUUACCAUACAUUAUAUCUAUGUGUUUUUGUAUGUGUGUCUGUGUGUAUUUUUUCCAUAAGGGCCUGCUGCCUGCAACACUGGAAACCUUGUUGCGUAACUAUUAAAUAUAAACUCUACUUUUCAUAUUACUUCAGUGGAUGCACAGAUGAAGCAUAUGAUUCGUUAUCUAAAUAAUGUUUGUUGAAAUGUAUAUUAAUCAAAUUUAUUACAUACUCCAAAUUCAAAGGUUGUGAAAGCAUUUCUGUUAUGUAAACGUAUGGUAUGAAUUCAGGUGUGAUGCAAAUCCUGACUGUUAAAUCUCCUUUCUUCUCACAUUAAGCUAGUUUGACUACUAGUAUUUACGGAUUCGCUAUUUUGUACAGUUAGA
Molecule: messenger RNA, 4378 nt
Organism: Polyodon spathula (Mississippi paddlefish)
Lineage: Eukaryota; Metazoa; Chordata; Actinopteri; Acipenseriformes; Polyodontidae
Product: transmembrane protein 215-like
Exons: 1
Coding region: 508-1179 (223 amino acids)
Source: RefSeq, a predicted model, not a curated record